UCUUUAGCCUUCAAAGACAAUGCACAAAACUUGAAGUAAGAUUCUUGGGUAACUUGCUCUCCAAGUCUUGCCAUCAGCUACUAUAGAAAAAUGUUCACAAGACCUCCGAAAGUCUUCCGCGCCUUUUUCUUAGUUGUGUCCACUCUUUUGGGAUUUGUGACAUUGUUACGACUUCCUAAACAUCCAGACGCUACACGAAAUUCCGAGUCUUAUCACACUGGACUGUCUAGGGAGCGCAUUGACUGGUCCCGUUUUGCAUACACUCAAUAUGCCACAGACAGGUCUUAUCUCUGCAAUUCAGUCAUGAUCUUCGAGGCCCUUCACCGUCUCGGUACAAAAGCCGAUCUUGUGCUGAUGUAUCCCGCCAAGUUUUUCGUGUCUGAGAACGAUAGUUCAAUUGAAGCACGUCUACUUCGUUUUGCAAGAGAUAAUUAUAACGUGAAGCUUCGGCCAAUCGAGGUAAUCAUGAAGGGAGGGGGAGGAGCACCAUGGUCAACGAGCUACACGAAGCUCCUCGCUUUUAAUCAAACAGAUUAUGGCAGAGUUCUCAACUUAGACUCUGACGCCACCCUGCUGCAGACGAUGGACGAGCUGUUCCUACUCCCACCAGCUCCGGUCGCCAUGCCACUGGCCUACUGGUUUUAUCCGGAAGAACGAGUAUUCACAUCCGGGCUUAUGCUCAUUCAACCAUCCACGGAUGAAUUCAAUCGCGUGUUGGAAGAAAUAUGGGACAAUCCUUCUGAGGAAUACGACAUGGAGAUUAUGAACAAGUUAUACGAAGAUAAUACUCUCGUUAUACCGCACCGCCCUUACAUGCUUUUGACGGGAGAAUUCCGCGCCAAGAACCAUGAGGCCUAUCUGGGAAAUACAUAUGAACCGUGGGAUGCGGACGAAGUUCUAAGAACAGCUAAAUAUCUCCAUUUCUCUGACUGGCCAGUUCCCAAGCCAUGGGUUGCCGCUACUCAACAUGUGAUCGAGCAGACCCAGCCUCCUUGCGAGGUCAACCCUGCUACUGGUCAGCGAGAUGACUGCCAUCUCCGAGAGAUCUGGCUAGGGAUGUACAAGGAAUUUAUGACUAGACGACAGAGCGUAUGUGGCGUUGCUAUACAAGACCAGGAUGCUCAAUAACAGGUCGAUCCUCCUUUGACAUCAUUUCAUGAUGAAUGUGAAGAACAUAACACUGCUUUCUGAACGCUGGACGUUCUCGUGUAAAACAUGUUUUACUUUUCUUUUCUACCUAUUUUCUCUCUCUCUCCAUAAGCCAUCAGUCAAAUUCUGUUCAGCAUUCACGUUCGAGCUCUACUUUUGAAGACCUUUUCAAAGAUUUGGUUUAUUUUCCGCGACAUAUUAUGAUAGAUACGAUUGUCAUAUCCAUCUAUUGAGUUCUAAUCAGAUUUGGAUUAACACCCUGUCAAGCAAUGGUUGUGGUGCCAGUAUUAUUAGGAGUUAUCUGUUUGAUACUUAGACUUAGAACAGGAAAUAUUUAUGAAAGUUAGUG
Messenger RNA from Aspergillus piperis CBS 112811, 1498 nucleotides. RefSeq names its product nucleotide-diphospho-sugar transferase. The transcript has 5 exons. Lineage: Eukaryota; Fungi; Ascomycota; Eurotiomycetes; Eurotiales; Aspergillaceae. The coding region runs from base 91 to 1128 and encodes 345 amino acids. The record is from RefSeq and is a predicted model, not a curated record. Gene Ontology annotation, molecular function: glycosyltransferase activity.